AGGCGGUGCCGCUGCCGCUCCUCCCGAAGAUUCCCCCCGACCCGUUAAUCGGGCGGAGCGCAGUGCGCGUGCGCCGUGGUGGUGGUGGUCGGUGGGAGGGGGCGGGCUGCUGCUUGGCGUUGGCUGGGUCGAGUCGCCAUGGGCAACUGCCACACGGUGGGGCCCAACGAGGCCCUCGUCGUGUCAGGUAAGGAGACCAAGGGGGGGAGCGUGAGGGGGGGGGCUUGUUUUCCUCAAGGGGGGGGAGGGACGCUGAGGCCCCCCCUCCCUCCGCAGCUUGUCGUCUGCCUCGCCCUCUUCUUCCUCCUUCCUGCUGUUCUCCUUCCUCCUUCCCUCCCGGGGGGGGGUCUUCCUCCUUGAAUUGGGUGAAGCUUGGGGGGGCUUUAUCCCUCCCCUCUGUGGGGACACAUGUAGGACACACACACACACACGUGUAUGCCUGCAUGCACACAGCGCUCUCUGACACGGGAGCGGACAGGUACGCAGAGAUUUCUCUUGCACAAGCACACACGCGCAUCCAUCCCAGGCACACGGAGAUCUCCCUGUUACACAAACGGCACAUCAUGUACAAAUGCGCAGGUGUCUCUCGCACAGAGAGACGUAGAUUUUUCCCACGCCUGCACACGGAUGGGUAGACGGCACACACGGAUCUCUCGCGCCAACAGCACAGCACGCGUUUACACAGAGAUGUCUCUUAUGCACCCACCUACAGAACACACGCAGAGAUUGCUUAUGCAAACAACAUAGCGCCCAUACACACAGAGCUCUCUCUUAAUGCCUGCACACACAUUGCAAACACAUCUUUCUUACAGACACACACUGAUAUCUCUCUUACACGUACUUCACACGUUCACAGAUAUAUAUAUCAUGCACCUAUAGGUAUAUAACAUCUCUCCUGUGCACAUUUAUUUAUAUCGUAUAUAUUCUAUGUAAGCAGCCACAGAAAGUGUGCUAUUCACGUAUGCAAAUAUAUUUCUCUCUUGUACACCCCUCCACAUAAAUAUAUACUCAUGUACAUAAACACAAAAGUAUGCAGAGAUCUCUUUUAACACAGGGAGACACCAUUUGUGGCAUUUAUAUACCGCCUAAUAUGGAGGAGAAGAAAAACAACCCACAACCUACACAGAAGUCUUGUUUGUGGCACCUUAAAGACCAACAACUCUUAUUAUGGCAUAAGAUUAUUUGUUGGUUUUGCUGCAACAAAAAUGAACACAGCCUGUGUCUCUGGAAAACAUGCACACAUAUUUUCCCUGCCACUUAGUCUCUGUCUUAAAAAAAGUGUACAGUUCUUUAGAAAUUUGAAAUUAGCCUUAAUAAUAUCACACACACAACCCACCUUGUACAGCAUGGAGAUCCCCAUAAGGCCUUGGGUUUUUGUUUAUGAAUAAUAAUCACAACAGUGACACAAUGUGUCCCACCGGGUCUAUAGCGCUUGGACUGAGCAUUAGCUGGUUUGCAUUCAGUUAAACUCCCAUCCGCUCCUGACACAAACUGCAAAAUUAGUUAGAGAUCCAUUUCUCAGUGAUUUGAACUUCUCUUAAGAAAAUGGUGCUGAAUGCUUCCUGUUUUCAUCUGAGGCGUAUUAAAGUGGGCAGGUGCUUUUGCUUGAUGGGAAACAGCUGUAUGAAAAUGCAACUUAGAUUGAUUGUAUUUGUGCAUCUCCUGAAAUGUUUUCUUCCUGCUUCAUGAGGAUCCUGCAACCCACUUAUCAUUUUCCAGCACCGCGGUUUGGUAUGAUAUUACAGUUAAUAGGAUGGGGGUGCCUCUGAAUGUGUUCUCUGCCAGGUAUCUGAGCUUUACAGGAACAUACUUCCAAGGCAAAAUACGUGAUUUGUAGCCCAGUAAGUUAUUUUCAGGAAAAAGAAGGUGUGAGCUGCUGUGAUUACAAUUGGAAGAGGCCAGUUCAGCUCGUAAAAGCGGUCAGGGUGUGUGUGUUGGUGGUGGGAGCCUCCACCUCCCUUGAGAACCUCCAUUCUCCCUUUUAUUACUGUCUCAGUGUAGCCAAAGCUACUGCAGUAGAUGGAAAAUCAUUCUGGGGAAAACAUAGCGCUCUUAAUAACCACCACACCCUCCUGCUUUUUUCUGUUUGGGAAGGAAAUGGCCUCGAGUGGUCUGGAAAGAAAAUAUGGAAUAUAACAUGAACAUGGGCAGAGUGUGUCUUCCAUGAACCUUGGCUGUGCAGGUUAAUCCUGUUACAGACACGGAAUCACAGAAUUGUAGAGGUGGAAGGGACCCCGAGGGUCAUCUAGUCCAACCCCUUGCAAUGCAGGAAUCAUCAGAGCUAAAGAAUCCCUGGCAGGUGGCCAUCCAACCUCUGCAGAUGAGGAUCUGCCUACUGAGUCAAGCCACUAAUCCUCUGCCUAGUGUUGUCUACUCUGACUGGCAGCAGCUCUUCCAGGGUCUUGGGCAACUGCGGAUCUUCCACUCUCUCUGCUCCCUGGUAUGUUUUUAACUGGAGAAUCAGGGGAUUGAACCCGGGACCAUCUCCAGGCAAAGCAGGUGCUCUGCUGCUGAGCUACUGUCCUUCCUUGCCUGCUUGGAAGUUCUGAUAGGCAGGGAGAACCCCACCCCUGCCUAGACUUCGGACGGGAACAGAGUGGGAUGGAAAUACACCAGCAUUAGCUUUUAGCAUUUUAUAUACCAUGUUCCAGAGCACUCAAACAACGUGUUGUAUGUAGUCCUUGUAAUCCUCCCAAUAGUUCUGUAAUGUAGAGCAGUACAAUUCUCCCAAAUUGUAGACGUGGGGACUGAGAGUUGAGUAGAUGCUCUGUGAGUUCAUGACCCAGAGGCUUCCCUCAUUUCACAUAUUUCCGUAGAACAUUAACUUCCCACUAGUAGCCUCUUUCACAUGGAAAAUAAAACCUUAGGCUGUACAAAUACCUGUUUAAUUUGAUGCUUUAUAAUUGCACUCCUCUUAAACUUCAUUACACCUGAAGGAGCGUCUCCACCCCCAUCAUUCAGCCUGGACACUGAGGUCCAACUCCAAGGGCCUUCUAACAGUUCCCUCACUGCAAGAAGUGAAGUUGCAGGGAACCAGGCAGAGGGGCUUCUCGGUGGUGGCAUCUACCCUGUGGAAUGCCCUCCCAUCAAAUGCAGAGGAGCUAAAGAACUACACAACUUUUAGAAGACAUCUGAAGGCAGCCCUGUAUCAGGAAGUUUUCAAUGUUUGACAUUUUGUUAUCUUUUUAUAUGUGCUGGAAGCUGACCAGGUUGGUUGGGAAACCCAGCUAUAAUAAUAAUAAUAAUAAUUUAUUAUUUGUACCCCGCCCAUCUGGCUGGGUUUCCCCAGCCACUCUGGGCGGCUUCCAUAGAAACCAAAAAUACAGUAAAAUAUCACAGAUUAAAAACUUCCCUGAACAGGGCUGCCUUAAGAUGUCUUCUAAAUGUCAGGUUUAUCGCUUUGACAUCUGAUGGGAGGGCGUUCCACAGAGCCACUACCGAGAAGGCCCUCUGCCUGGUUCCCUGUAGCUUUGCUUCUCGCAAUGAGGGAACCGCCAGAAGGCCCUCGGCGCUGGACCUCAGCGUCUGGGCAGAACGAUGGGGGUGGAGACGCUCCUUCAGGUAUACUGGGCCGAGGCCGUUUAGGGCUUUAAAGGUCAACACCAACACUUUGAAUUGUGCUCGGAAACGUACUGGGAGCCAAUGUAGGUCUUUCAAGACCGGUGUUAUGUGGUCUCAGCGGCCGCCCCCAGUCACCAGUCUAGCUGCCGCAUUCUGGAUUAGUUGUAGUUUCCGAGUCACCUUCAAAGGUAGCCCCACGUAGAGCGCAUUGCAGUAGUCCAAGCGGGAGAUAACUAGAGCAUGCACCACUCUGGCGAGACAGUCCGCGGGCAGGUAGGGUCUCAGCCUGCGUACCAGGUGGAGUUGGUAGACAGCUGCCCUGGAUACAGAAUUGACCUGCGCCUCCAUGGACAGCUGUGAGUCCAAAAUGACUCCCAGGCUGCGCACCUGGUCCUUCAGGGGCACAGUUACCCCAUUCAGGACCAGGGAGUCCUCCACACCAGCCCGCCCCCUGUCCCCCAAAAACAAUAUUUCUGUCUUGUCAGGAUUCAACUUCAAUGCAUUAGCCACCAUCCAUCCUCCAACCGCCUCCAGGCACUCACACAGGACCUUCACCGCCUUCACUGGUUCUGAUUUGAAAGAGAGGUAGAGCUGGGUAUCAUCUGCAUAUUGAUGGACACCCAGUCCAAUCCCCUGAUGAUCUCUCCCAGCGGCUUCAUAUAGAUGUUAAAAGCAUGGGGAGAGGACGGAACCCUGAGGCACCCCACAAGUGAGGGCCCAGGGGUCUGAACACUCAUCCCCCACCACCACUUUCUGAACACGGCCCAGGAGGAAGGAGCGAAACCACUGUAUAACAGUGCCCCCAGCUCCCAGCCCCUCUAGACGGUCCAGAAGGAUGUUAUGGUCGACGGUGUCAAAGGCCGCUGAGAGAUCCAGCAGAACCAGGAAACAACUAGAUAAUAAAACAGCUAGAUAAUAAAAUUAGUAUUUGUUUAAAUUAUUGUUAUUAGCUGGUAUUUUCCAGCAUAGGAGUAACAAGGCUGACCCCAAUAAUCUUGUGUGAAUUUGUACAGGCCUACCAGCAUACAUUUGCGUUGUCUGCAUGCUCAAGAGGCAUGAUCAGUCCUGGAUUUUCCCCUCUUGCUCCCCCAGUCUUGUGGCAGGCAGGCAGGCUGUGUUCGCAAGUUGUGUUGCCAGCCUGCCCUCGAUAGGAGAAAAGGGUGGUCCAAGGGUCUAUGGUGUUACUGGACAGCAUUUCCCAUCUGCUUUCUGGGCACUUUUUGAAAUGGGAAGCAUUCUUAGCACUGCAGGGUUGGUCCGUGUCCAGCAGCAGAUGAAUGCAGGCUGUGUUCCUGUGCGUGUCAGGAGGCCUGGAGCCUUGCGAGCACAAGACUUAAUCAAAUCGAAACCCCCGAACCUUCUUCCAGUGCCAGAGUCAUCCCACCCUGCCCUCUCUCUGCAAUGAGGACAUGAAGUAAUCAACAUGCCUCUGAUUUGAGUAACCACAUCCUGGCCCUCCAUAUCUUGGAUAAGGCCCCAUGACUCCGCUACGGGAGUCCUGUGACUUCUGGCCAGGGCUGGGCCCCAGCACCUCUUCCUCAAGAAAUCCAAUGGUAUAACCAAUGAAUAUAAAAAACUCACACCUAACUAGCAAGUGGCGCCAGGAGAACUGUUACCAGGGAAAGAUUUCUGGAGGAUUUUUGCUUGUUUAAAUCCUACCCCAAAGCAUCAUAAUCAGGGUGAGAGUUGCAUUCACCCAGUGCUGACAAGGUACUAACUAACCUAUUAGGAUGGAAUAAUUGCUUCCUUCCGUGACAGGGAAUGGCUUCCCCAGCAAGUUUUUGUGGCAGGCUGGACUAGGUUUAAACUGAGGCCCCCUUACUAAUCGGCAGCCCACCUGUGGCAUGAAGUCUUGCAGUGGAGUGUGUGUGUGUGUUUGUGUCCAGCAUUUUCCGAUGUUUGCAGGGAAUGUCAAGCCCCCGAGACAAGUCCACGAUAACCUGGCAGCUGGACUGUUCGUGCUGCCUUGUUCUAUUUUAACUCCCAAGCAAACAAUCUGUGUUUGCUUUGCUGCUUUUGUUGAGGUGUGGGUUGUGCCUCUGCUGGUGGCUUAGGGGACUGUUUGCCAAAAUUGCUGGCUAGCCCUUAAACUGGCACACCAGCCUGCAGUUGCCCAGAGACGCAGCAUGAGCACUGCCUGUCUUUAUUUCUCGUGUCUAAAUGAGAUUAGGUGGAUGAACCCGUGACCCACUUUCGCGUCUGUGCAGGCAGCCUGUUGCAAAAUUUCCCGUUAGCUUGUAAGGAAGGACAGGCCGUUGUGCAACAGCCUUUCUCUGGAGAGAGGUGGGCUCCUUUCCAACAGCUGCUAUCUUUUCGGGAAUCAGGAUUCCUUUUGCCAAGACUUAGCAGCAGAGAGGGAGGAGCAGCCUCUGUUUUCCUCUGCUUCCCUUCUCCCCCUCCAAACCCUUGUUUGGGAGAGCUCUCUAGGCGGGGGGGGGCUUCCUCUCCAAGCCGUGCUCUGCUUCCUUUACAUGUCAAGCUGCAUGUAAUUAGGAGAUGUAGUAUUUUCAACCCAGGAGGUGAAACCCUUGCUGCUUCAUCAAGCGAGUAUGCUUUGUUCUUUCCAGCAGCUGUUCAGGUACCUCUGGAAGAUCACAAGCGGGUCACCCCCCCCCCCUUGUGUAGUCCCAGAUUCCACCACGGUGCCAAUUUAGUACGAAUAGGUUUACAACUAAGCCUUUACUGUCACCCUGUUUGAGAAGAGUUUUCAGAGUUGCAUUUAGUAAUACCAGUAAUACCUCGGGUUACAUACGCUUCAGGUUACAGACUCCGCUAACCCAGAAAUAGUACCUCGGGUUAAGAACUUUGCUUCAGGAUGAGAACAGAAAUCGUGCGGUCGUGGCGCAGCAGCUGGAGGACCUAUUAGCUAAAGUGGUGCUUCAGGUUAAGAACAGUUUCAGGUUAAGAACAGACCUCCAGAACAAAUUAAGUACUUAACCCGAGGUACCACUGUAAGGCCUAGGGCUGGGCGAUACCUGACCAGCUAAACAUUGCAAUACUGUAUACUAGAUAUAUCACAAAGUAUAAAUAUGUAUAUAUAUUAGUACAGUUUUGUAAUGCAGGAAAAUGGGUACAAAUACCUAUAAAGUGGAUAAGGGAAACAGAGAGUUAAAUACAUUUCAAAACAAAACAAUACAAAAGAGAAGGAUAUAAGAAGGACCCCAUAAGCUUGUAAUAAAGAAAAAUGUACAUGGUCUCAAGCGUUUCAUCGUAUGUGAAAGUCACAGUCGCAAUCAUAGUUCUCCUGUGAAUAUUCACAGAUUUAAAGGUAUAUAUUUUUUUAAAAAAUCCAGAAUGUCUUUCCAUAAGGAAGUUAGUUGACAUUCUGUGAAUGUGGACCUUGCUGUGCUUGUGUGUGACUCUAUAAAAAACAAACAGAGAGCUGCAAAGUCCUGUUAAAUUUAUACAAAUAGUAGUAGAGAAAGAGAGAAACAGAGAGAGAGAGAGAGAGAGAGAGAGAGCGCCUCAUCAGUGCUCCAAAAUGGCAAAGGAACUGGGAUGAUCUGCUCAUGGUGGUCCCCAGGGGAGGGUUCCUGAGCUCUGGGCACAGAACUGCACCUAAUAUUUCAGGUUAAAACUGUGGAGUGGAAGGAAAGGAGGACCUUUUUCUUCCUCCCCGCUUCCAGCUACUCCCUGAAGACUGGAGAUGAGACCCUCUUAAGAAUAUUAUGGGGUGGGCAGGGGAAGGACUAGACCAUGUGAAAAAUGAACAAAAUAUUUUAGCUGCAGUUCAUUCAUUUUCAGCGUUGUAUUCUUGUUAUUAAAAAGUACACAUCAUAGAAUCAUAGAGUUGGAAGAGACCACAAGGGCCAUCGAGUCCAACCCCCUGCCAAGCAGGAAACACCAUCAGAGCACUCCUGACAUAUGGUUGUCAAGCCUCUGCUUAAAGACCUCCAAAGAAGGAGACUCUACCACACUCCUUGGCAGCAAAUUCCACUGUCAAACAGCUCUUGCUGUCAGGAAGUUCUUCCUAAUGUUUAGGUGGAAUCUUCUUUCUUGUAGUUUGGAUCCAUUGCUCCGUGUCCGCUUCUCUGGAGCAGCAGAAAACAACCUUUCUCCCUCCUCUAUGUGACAUCCUUUGAUAUAUUUGAACAUGGCUAUCAUAUCACCCCUUAACCUCCUCUUCUCCAGGCUAAACAUGCCCAGCUCCCUUAGCCGUUCCUCAUAAGGCAUUGUUUCCAGGCCUUUGACCAUUUUGGUUGCCCUCCUCUGGACACGUUCCAGUUUGUCAGUGUCCUUCUUGAACUGUGGUGCCCAGAACUGGACACAGUACUCCAGGUGAGGUCUGACCAGAGCAGAAUACAGUGGCACUAUUACUUCCCUUGAUCUAGAUGCUAUACUCCUAUUGAUGAGGCCCAGAAUUGUGUUGGCUUUUUUAGCUGCCGCGUCACACUGUUGGCUCAUGUCAAGUUUGUGGUCAACCAAGACUCCUAGAUCCUUUUCACAUGUACUGCUCUCAAGCCAGGUGUCACCCAUCUUGUAUUGUGCCUCUCAUUUUUUUUGCCCAAGUGCAAUACUUUACAUUUCUCCCUGUUAAAAUUCAUCUUGUUUGUUUUUGCCCAGUUCUCUAAUCUGUCAAGGUUGUUUUGAAGUGUGAUCCUGUCCUCUGGGGUGUUAGCCACCCCUCCCAGUUUGGUGUCAUCUGCAAAUUUGAUCAGGAUGCCCUUGAGUCCAUCAUCCAAGUCGUUGAUAAAGAUGUUGAAUAAGACCGGGCCCAAGACAGAACCCUGUGGCACCCCACUAGUCACUCUUCUCCAGGAUGAAGAGGAACCAUUGAUGAGCACCCUUUGGGUUCGGUCAGUCAGCCAGUUACAAAUCCACUGAGUGGUAGCAUAGUCAAGACCACAUUUUACCAGCUUCUUUACAAGAGUAUCAUGGGGCACCUUGUCAAAUGCCUUGCUGAAAUCAAGGUAGGCUACAUCCAUUGCGUUGCCUUCAUCUACCAGGCUUGUAAUUCUGUCAAAAAACGAGAUCAGGUUAGUCUGACAUGACUUAUUUUUCAGAAAUCCAUGCUGACUAUUGGUGAUCACAGCAUUCUUUUCUAGGUGCUCACAGACUGUUUGCUAAUGUUUAGGUGGAACCUAGACGUUCCGUUGUUGCGCCCAUAACCUCGGUUUAAGGUGCCAUUUAACCCCUAGCUUUCAUAUCUCUGUUUCUAACGUUGUCUCCCAGGAUCUCGCCUGCUGGCUGCACUUUUCCUUCCAUCUGAGCAAAUCUGAUUACACAGCCAGCAGGGACCUCCCUGAGGCACAAUGAGGAAAACAGCAGCGGGUGUGGCUGGUCGGCCUUUCUCAGUGCCAGUCCUCCUUUCCUCUCCACCUCCCUCCCCUCCCCAAAAUAGCAUCAUCAUUUGCUACUACACCCCCCAGCAAGAUUUUCUGCUUUGGGGUGGAAGAAUAACCAUUCCACCUGAAUUCUGGCUGCUUUCGCCUUCUGAACUAGCCCCCACCCCUGCUUCUGAGAUGAAGUUCUUGCCUGCAGGGCUGCAUUUGGCAAUGGUGGGGGGUUUUUUGCAAGUGAAUGAACAGCCAAGGGGAGCUACAGAGUCGUGGGUGCUGAAGGAAAGUGGCUGGUUAAUGAGCAACAGAGGAAGCUGCCCUCUCUUGAGUCAGACCUUUGGUCCACCUACCUCAGUGUUGUCUACACUGGCUGGCAGCAGUGGCUCUCCAGGGUUUCGGGCAGGGUCCAUUCCCAACCCUGCCUGGAGAUGUCACCGGGGAUUGAACUUUGGAGCUUCUGCAGGUGAUCUGCCGCUGAGCUGCACAAGCCAUUCCCCUAAAGUAAGACUCCAGUCCUCAUGUUUCUGUGUAACCCUUGAGCUAGGCCACGCGUCCCUCUCGCUCACUAUAGCCUACACUGACUAGCAGCCGCUCUCCAGGGUUUCAGACAUGGGGUCUCCUUCCUUGAGAUGCCACUGGCACCUCUCUCAUGCACCGCAGGUGCCCUGCCGCUGACAUCUUGGAGGCCCAGUGGAGUUUUCAGCUUUUUCUCAGGGAUUUGGAAAGUUCUAGGUCCCCUUUACUGGAUCCUGCAGUCCCUGAGAGCGGGCAGGCUUGCUGUGAAACCACUGGUUCUUCCAGGCCCCUUCUGUUGCCACGGUGGGUUAUUGGCAUUCAGACUCUUAAAGCACCCAGGUGCCUCCCCAUCUCCCACAGGUGCUUCUGGGCUGAAUCCUCCGGGAUAAUUCUGAGCUCCCUGUUGAGGGGUGUGUUAAUUCCAAACAGCUCUGAAGGGACAGGGUGUUCACUGUUUGCCAUUGGUUUCCUUGCUUGUUCUGAAUAUAUUUUAUUUCGGUUUUCCUCUGAGAGACGACUGCAAUCAAUCUGAACGAUUGGGCAGAAUUGAUUCACAAAGGCGUUCAAGGAGUUGGAGAUUUGACGGAAGUGCAGGAGUGGAAAGGCGGGGGGGGGAAUACAAUAUUCGUUUUACAAUCAAACGAUCUAAUAAAAGCUCCUUCUGGGCCGGGUAGGGACCAGAAUGCUUCCUUCCUCCUCUGCUUCCUAAAUCUUCCUGAGCUGUGGGGGGCCGUCUGCUGAGGGCGGUGUGCUGCAAAACACAGUUGGCAGAGCCCUGAGGUUGAGAAAGUCACAGGCGUGGGUCACGCGCAGAGGAAUGGGAACUGGCCCAGUUCCCUGCCUGCCUGCCUGCCAGAGGAGGAGGAGGAGAGCUUCUGAAUGGCUGUGCACCAAUUCGGUCAUAGGUGAUCUCUUGGCUCCCUCUCCUGAUUUAAUCUUUCCUGCACAGCUGCAGCAGGAAAUUGCACUGGGCCUGGGUGGGAGUGUGUGUGAUAGAGGGGGGAGUGUCCUAUGGUGCCAGCCCCCACCUGCUCCUGUUUCUUAUCCAUUAAGCUGCAUAUGGCUAUUUCUGAAGUUCUGAGAACUUGCUUUUUAAUUAAUUUAUUUUUUUUAAAAAGUGGAAAGCAAGUUUCUCCUAUGGCUGCCGAGACAAUGAGAAAAUUAAGGGCAGUUGCAGGCAGUUGUGCACCCCCCAACAGAGAAGCUUAAAGUUAAAAAAAAGAAAGAAAUUUGUCUGGAUGACUUGUCUGUGAGAAACUCUUGCUGCACCAUUUUCUAAGUGGUCACACACCGACUGCUUAAUUAUCUGUGCCCCAGAGGCGCCUGGAGGCCAGCCUUUACAACUGGGAUGGCUCCUCUCUCUGGAUGAUGGAGACAACAGUUGCCCCCCUCCAAUCUACAGGGAUAAUUCCCCAAGAAUUCUCAAAUAUUAUAGAAAGAGGCUCUGAGAUUAUACCUGCCCGCUCCUUUAGUAUCGUUAGGUGCAGCUCAUCAGGCCCUGGAGAUUUGAAUUCAUUUAAAGUAGCUAGGUGUUCCCUCACUACCUAUUUUCCUAUCGUGGGCUGCAGCUCCCUCCUUCCAUUGUUUAUUCUGUUAUCCCCAGAUUGGGCACUGCUUUCCUUUUGGGUGUAGACAGAGGCAAAGUAGGUGUUGAACUGUUCCACCUUCACCCAAUAGCUUUUUUCCAUCUUCUGCAUGCAGAGGAGCUACCGCUUGCCUGCUGUUCCUCUUGCUUCAGACAUAGCUAAUGAAACCUUUCGUUAUUAUUUUCAACCUCUCUUGCAAGCCUGAGCUCAUUCUGAGCUUUGGCUGCCUGACCUUCUCCCUGCAACUGUUGGCUACUCAUGUAUACUCUUCCUUUGCAAUUAUAUUUUAUUGAAUUAUGCCCAGCAGGGAGGAAGUAGAUAGAGAAGAGCUUUUCACCCUUAUAAGACUGGAACUUGUGGGCAUCCCAUGAAGCUGAAUGUUGAAAGAUUCAGGACAGAGAAAAGAAAGGGCUUCAAACAGCACGUAGUUCAACUGUGAAAAACAAUGUUUGCCACAAACUUGGAUGACUUUAAAAGGUGGUUGGACAGAUCCAUGGGGGAGAGGGCUAGAUGGCUAUUAGCCUGAGUGCCCUGUCUCCACAACUGGAGACUGCAAUGCUUCUGAAUAUCAGUUGCUGGAAACUGCAGGAGGGGAGAGAACUCUGGUGCUUGUGUCAUAGAAUCAUAGAGUUGGAAGGAACACCAGAGGUCAUCUAGUCCAACCCCCUGCAAUGCAGGAAUCAUAGCUAAAGCAUCCUUGAUAGAUGACCCUCCAACCUGUGUUCAAAAACCUCCAGUGAAGGAGAGUCCACCACCUUCCAUGGACCAAUUGGACUGGCUUCCAAAAAGGCGGCUUCCUAUUUUCCUAAUUAAACCACUCCUUUAUUUAUGAUCAUGAGGACUAGAAUCUUAGAACAGCAAGGGAGAGGGCUCUGGUGUGCUCAAGUCCUGCUUGCGGACUUCCCACCGGGGAAUCUCUUUGGACCACUGUGAGGACAGGAUCCUGGUCUAGUGGGUCCAUUGGCCUGAUCUCUCAAGCUCUCCUUACACCCUUUUCGAUUUACAAAGAGAGAGAUGCUUACAAUCUGGAAAUGCAGGCAGAUGGAAGGGAACAGAAAUGGAGGCAGGGUUUAAACAGGCGAGCGGGUGUGCAGCAGUUUGACAUAUCCGGGCUCUGUUGUCAUCAUAUUGGUCAUACCAUUGCCUUUAGCUUUUCACUACUUUGCUGAUUGCCCUGGAAAUGCUUCUCCUUUGGAACGGUGGCCAUCCUUAAUAGACGAAAUAAAGCGCCCGUUCCCAACCGCUCUCUCUGCUUCCUCUGCAGGUGGUUGCUGCGGUUCGGACGAGAAGCAGUAUGUCUACGGGGGCUGGGCCUGGGCCUGGUGGUGCAUCUCUGACACGCAGAGGUAAGGAGGGGAGCACCCUCAUCGCUGGGGGAGGGGGGCAGGCGGCUUUGUGUCAAGGCCCAGCUAGAUGUGACUGUGCUGCUUUCCCACAUGCUCCUGUAUCAAGUGGCUCCUCGUGACUCCCGAAGACCCCCAUCUUCCGAGGGCUCCCCUCCCUCUAAGUUGAGUUGCUGCAAGGCAAAGGGCGAGGUAGCGUCCCCUUGGUUAAAGCUGGCCGGGCGACAGGGUGAUACCAUUUGGGGAAGGCCCAUAGCUCAGCGGUAGAGCAUACACUUUGCAGACAGCGGGUCCCAGGUUCAGUUCUGGGGAACUCCAGGUAGGAAUGGGACAGAUGCUCUGCCUGAAUCCUUGAAGAGUCUACCGGUCAGUGUAGACAAUACUGAACUAGAUGGACCAGUCAUCUCACUCAGUGUAAGGCGUCUUCCUGCAUAUCGUUCUCCACCGCAAGGGGAACGAACGCUGUUCUCCCUUCCAAUGCCCUUCUGUCACUUCCGUGCUUCUGAAUACCAGCUGCAGGAAACAGCAGGAGGGGAGAGUGUUCUUGCACCCGGAGUUCUGCUUGUGGGUUUCCUACUGGAAUUGGUUGGCCCCUGUGAGAACAGGAUGCUGCUCUAGAUGGGCCAUGGGCCUGAUCCCGCAGGGCUCUUCUUAUGUUAUUAUGCCCAUCUGCUGCCUGAAGCAGCCCCUUCUCUCUUCCCAACAAGGAAUGGUGAAAAGCCUCUGGAGCAACUGAUUUCAGGCAGAGAGGUUCAGAACCUUUAUGCAAACACUUUUUGCUGUUAAACUAAUAGCCCCCUUCCAAAAAAACCCCUCCUUUAACUGUGAAAGGGACAGCAUUGUGACAGAUGGUCUGUUGCCUCUGGUCAACGGUGCCUUUACUCACACAUCUUCCCUGGUUCAGGGGCACUUUGGUCUUAAUGAUAAAAGUAAUGAAUGGGAGACAUCAUAUCUAUUUUGGGAACAUGUAUAGGGACAUACGAUCUCCAGACUCAGCCAGAAAGGAUUUAUUUCAUACACACUGAGGCCUGCAACCCCCAGAACUUUUCCCCAGCAAUCCACUCCAUUAUGGUAGUUGUGGGGCAUUUUGUUAAUAUUUUAAAGCUGCCACAUUUGAGGCACAUUCACCCUGCAGCAGAUCUGAGCGCUGAUUUGCUGUCACGGUUCCUUUCCUUCUCCCUCCACCUCCCUAUAAUCCAGGAAAUUGAUUUGUCAGGUAGUUCGUAUCACAGAGCUGCCGUUUCUUGGAUCCAUUUCCUUUGGACCAUUUUGGCAAAAAAAGAAAACUGUCCUUGAGACCAGCUUAAAUUUGUAACCUUGACAUGAUUCAAAUGCCCCCCAAACCACAGGCUUGGACACACUAGUGUUGUUCAAGGCCCAUGUAGUGAUGUUAAACUCUCGGGAAUAAUCUUUUGGAGAAUAUUCUUGAUUAAUGAGAAUAUUAGAGAAGACUCAUUUAAAAUAGGAGAAUAUUCAUUUUAAUGCAUUGAAAAUGAUAUAAUUUUAAUAAUUGAAAAUGGUAUAAUUAGCUAAUAUAGUUGAUAAACAAAACUAUAUGCAUACAUACAAAAAGAAUCCAUUAACAUUAAAUGUAUUAUUAUAUGAUAAUAUAUUUCAGUAUGUCAAUCUCUGGUAAGUGGCACCUUGUACCAUUGAAUGGCACUGCAAAAACUUUAUUUAUUUACUGGCACUAAAUAAAAAUAUAGAAAUGUCAACUGUUUAAAUCAAGCCCACCUCACAUAAUUUUAAGUGUAUAAAGGUACUUCAAGUGUAUAAAGCGUUAAAGAUACUUUCUGUUAAAAAAAGAAAAACAAAACAAAACACUGUAUGGCCAAGGGCAUAGAAUUGCUAAGAAUAAGGUCACACCAAAAUAGAAAAAAGGUUAUUACAUAUAGUUGAAAUACAUACAAAUUCAAAUGUUCAUCAAAUUAAAUGAAUAGCAUUUUUAAAAUUAAAAAAACCCUGUUUUCUGUAGUUCACAUUUCAGAACUGCCAAUGGUGAAUGACAGUAAUGUAACUGGAUCAAAAAAAAAAUAUCAUCAUUCAUUACUUACACUGGCAAUGUCACAGCUUGACUUAUAAUUUACUAGAUUUUUUAAAAGUGGGUUGUAAAACUGGUUCUGACAUUAGAAUUUACAGUGUGGAGAAUAUUCUCCGGAGAUUUUCUAGCAGAGAAUUUUCUCAUUUUCAAUAAUAUUUGUGGGGGUGCAACAGAAAAAUAGCAGCCUUGCAUGUUUAUUAGCCUUGCGCACAUAACAUCAUGUUGCAUAUACACGUGUAGCACACGGGUGGAAACAGCUAGGGUUUGCAUAUCUAAUAAUAACUAUUCUCUACCAGGACAUAACUCCAGACAGCAUGACAGCCACGUAGGCUUUGUGGUUAAGCAGCUCGACACUGACCCGGGCGGGUGGGGAAACAAGUCAACAGAUGUUUCCUCUUGCACAAUCUUGCACAAGGCUGCUAUUUUCUAUUGCACCCCCACAAAUAUUCUCACCUCACCUUACUAGGCCCGUGCAGAACUUGCCAUGAGAAACAGCAUUACGUAGGUAACAACUAGAGCUCAGAGAAGAGGCUGCCUGCUGCAGCUCUGGAGGUUUCCAGGCUCUGGGGUUGCCUCCUUCCAUUGCUCCCAGUGAAGAGGCACACUAGAAUCAUUUGACCUUGGAAGAAGCUUCCCGUUGCAUCUCUGUGCAACUCACUGGCCUCAGAACAGAGACUCAUGGGUACAGGCCCCUCUUACGAGUGACUGGUUUCUUUCACACGCCGAAUCGAAACGUGUUGGAUCAAAUCCACACCCCCAAAUAAAACUCUACCGCUUCUAGCUAAAUUGGGGAGGACGCCACCAACUUCCUUCCUUUUGCCUUUACCCACAAUGCAAGAGAAGGAGAGAGAGCCUGGUUGCUGGUUGGCCAGAGGGCAGGAGAGGUGUGCUCUGUGGCCAGCAGGUGAUGCUGGGGCAGGUGCAUUCCUCAGGUCAGGUGACCUUCUGCAUCUGGGAGACUCCGACCCAGAGGAGGUGUGUUGUGGCAUCCUGUGGGCUGGGGCAGAUCCCUUUGCCAGCCUUCUUAAGGGGAGGGGGAUCUCCCCUUCACCCCCCACCAUGUGUGUAUCUCUCUCUCUCUCUCUCUCUCUCUCUCUCUCUCUCUGCCUUAACUGUGAAUGUUGCCUUGCUGUGUGUCUCUUGCGUAGCCUAACAGACUAACUGUUUUCUGUGAUGCUGUCGCUGCUGCUGCUGUCCUGAAGCACAUUGUGUGUAGUCCACAGGGUCCGUGGAGGGGGGGGGCUGGGGAAUGGGGGGGAAUCCACAGCAUGUGCAAAUAAUCACCCUAACACCUGUGGGGGCGUCUCUGCCUCUGCAGGCACUAACAAGGAAAGGAGAAAGACGGGACUCUCUGGGUUUGCUGCAGGAGGAGCAGAGAUCUGCAGUGGGUGGAUAGAUUUGGGUCUCUCUCCCUGCAGGGGUUGCCACACAAGGGUGGGGUUGCCAUAUCUUAGACUGUGUUAUGCAGCUGGGCACUCCCCUCUCUUGCAAGAUGAUUGCCAGAAAUUUACUAAAAUUCAGGUAAAUUCAAUUUGUAUCUUGCCCUUCCUCCCAAAGGAGCCCAGGGCGGCAAACGCAUCCGUGAUUUUUUUAAAAAAAAACACCAUUCCAGAUAAUAAUAAUUCUAAUAGAGAAAAUGCAUUCUGAAACAGUUAAAAAACGUACUCCCAGCCAGUGAUUUGGGGAAUGCCAGGAACAGUGUUGUUUGGCCAACAACACAAAUAUUCUAUAAGUCAGCAGAGAAGCACGCCUCACCAGGGAGGGCAUUCUGCAGAUUGGGGGCCACCACAGAAAGGCACUGCCGUGGCUCAACACCAGCCAGACAGCCCCAGUGUAUGAAAGCCAUUCAAGAAUAAAAAAAUUCCUUCCAGUAGCACCUUAGAGACCAGCUAAGUUUGUUACUGGUAUGAGCUUUCGUGUGCAUGGUCUCUAAGGUGCUACUGGAAGGAAUUUUUUUAUUUUGUUUCGACUACGGCAGACCAACACGGCUACCUACCUGUAACCAUUCGAGAAUAAUGUUGUCGUUUAGUCGUGUCCGACUCUUCGUGACCCCAUGGACCAGAGCACGCCAGGCACUCCCUGUCUUCUCAAGAAUAAUAUAUAUAUAUAUUUAAAAUCUAAACCAGUGAAAGCUUAAGCUCAAAAGUAAAACCACCUCAGCUGCAGUUACAAAUAGAAAAAGCAGGGUUUCCCCGAUCCCAGUGAAAGCGUGAUGAGAAAAAGGGCCCUUUAAACCUGCUAUACAGGUAAACAGAGCAGAGCAGUCCAGGGUGGGGAUGAUGCUUUCAUAAUUGGGGAGUCCUUUGGGGAGGAUGUGUGUGUAUGUUGGGGGUUGUACCCAGAGUAGGGCAGCUUCUUUGGGGGCAACGGUGGCCUUGGCUCAGCAUUGCCUCCUUCAAAUACCCGGCCCCUCUUGCCCCAAGAUGCAACCCCCACCCCGGAGUCCCGUCUUUCCUCCUUGGCAAAUUCUGGUGUUCUCUUGCUCUCUGGUAACCACCACCUUUGUGUGUUUGCUGUCCUACCUUUAUUUAUCACUGUUCAGACUGUCUUUGGAGGUUAUGACCAUCCUUUGUCGCUGUGAGAAUAUUGAGACGUCGGAGGGGGUCCCACUGUACGUAACGGGGGUCGCACAGGUAAUAAUCUGCCCGCUUCUAACCUCUUGUCCCUAACCGGUCUCCUUCUCUCCAUUCUUUCUCACGCAGCGGCAGAGCAGCAAGCAGCGACCGUGGCGGCACAAGGACUUGAGUGCUUGCUCUUCUUAAUAUAUUUUUUCCUUUCUCUAGCGGCCGCUCUCGGCACCAGCCCUUUCUCCUUCGCCUUCCUCCUCCCCCUUGUCUCUGGCUCUUGCUACCUGCUGUUGCACCCCAUGGUAAUGGAGAGAGAGAGAGGGAGAGAGAGAUGCAUGCAAAAGCUCUUCCAAAAUUCUCACAGGGUUCUGGGAACAUGGCUAGCAUCUGCUCGUCCACUCCCUCCGCCUGUCCCCCUCGCCAUUGCCAUAUCCACCUGCUUCACCAGCCUCACACAGGGACAGGAAGGCAGCUCUGGGAGAGGGGGGGAAAGAGGGGCCUAGGAUCCUACCCCUUAGGGACAUAGGAGACUUCCUGGGCCAGUCCCAGAGCAGGCUGUCCUGUGGCACCUGAAAUGUGUCAGGAAAAAUACAUCCCCUGCCCUCCCCCGCCAAGGGCAGAUCACCCUGAGCUGGAUGCACCAACCUUCUGACUCACUGCAAAGCACCUUCCUGUGUCCUGUCCCUGAUUGACAGCAGCUCUCCAGCAUUUCUGGCAGAGAAGGGUCUUCCCUGCCACUAGCCCUUCUCUAAGUUUGGGAGGCUGCCUCCAUGCAAAGCAGGUGCUCUGCCCCCCCCCCCCCCCGUCAGCAGUAGGGUGCUUGGUUGGCCAAGUCGACUCCGUGAGCUGAACACACCACCCAUCAGGUGAAAAGCACACACCUGCCAGGUGCGUUUGCUUCUCCGAAGCUUCGAUCCCAACCUCCCCCAGCCAGGGCUUUGCUUCCAGCAUCCCUGACCAUUGGCCAUGCUGGCCACCCACCCUGAUGGGAGUUGGGAGUCCAGCAACAAUGGCAGGGCACCUGGCCAGAGGAAGGUUGAUAACAACUAUACUCGGUCCCUUUCUCUUCCCUCCAGGGACAUAGUAUAACCGUGGAGGGAAUCAGAUGUUUCCACUUAGGCAGCAGAAGGCCCUCUGUAAUCUGUGACAGGCCCCCCUGCCUUCUGUAGUACCUGCAGCUCAGCUCAUAGGAACAAAAGCCAGCCCAAAUGGGGGGUGGCUUUUAAAUCCUAACUCCCCAAAGAUUUUCCUCCACCUCGGAGGAAACCCAAUAUUUCCCCCACAUCUAGACAGUCUCCAAGGGUGACCCCAGCACACUACGGUAGCCUAGCCUCAGCCUCAGCCUCACAGGGGGUCCUUCCUUGCCUUUUGAUGAUGCUCAGGUUCAUAAACCAGCCAACAUCCCAGGGGCCUUUUUCAAAAGCCUGCUUCCUCAGUCCUUUGCCCAGGCAGCUUCCAAUGCUGACCUUCUGUGUAGACACCCUAGGGUGCUUCAGGCAGGCAGCUGUCCUUCUGAGGCCUGAGAAGCAGGAGGGGCCGCCCUUCUUCUGGGAGGGGAAACCUCUCAGUGGGGCCCCGUUGUGUUUACCUGAUCCAUGUGGCUUCAAGGCUUUUCUCCACUGGCUUCCAACCCAGCCAAGCGGCCCUCGUUUUUUUAGGGCUGGGGGUGGGGGAGGGAGCCCCCUCUAAUUUUUUGGCCAGGCAGCCGUACAUCUUGCAUCUGCAUUACCUGGGAGGAAAGCAGCAGGUGGCCCCGAGCCACAGGGGAAGAGAGCUGAGCCUGUUACCUGGAAACGUGCCAAUGUUUUACGUUUUUUGGCAGGAUUUCCCUAGAGAUAAUGACGUUACAGCCCAGGUGCGAGGACGUAGAGACGGCGGAGGGGGUAGCUUUAACUGUCACAGGUGUGGCCCAGGUACAGUAACUUGAAAACACCUCCUUUCAGGAAUGCAUGCCUCUGUAACCCUUCCUGGUCUCUCCCUCCCAGGAGGCCGCUCUAGCCCAGGGGAGCGAGAGAGGCGCUGUCUGCUCCGAAAACACCGGCCCUUUGUUCGAUAGCUGAUUCUCACCCCCACCCUCCACCGCCAGUUCACCGCUGCAUGGUCCCCCACCCACGAGGCCCUUGCUUCUCUCCCACCUGGGCAGCAGAGGGCGCUGUCGCCACUUGUGAAAAAGCCACACGCACCCCUGCUCCUGGGCUGUUGCACUGCCACCCUUGGUCUGAACUCAUGCUGGUCUGGAAUAUUUCUUCGGUGUUUUCUCCCCCUACAUAUGCAAAUGUUCUGAUGGUGGUGGGCCUGAAACCACAUGGAGCUACUGGUUUUCCUGGAGGGCCUCUUUGGAGCAGAGUGUGGUGAGCUGGCCCCACCCACCCCUGCGUCGCUGUUGUUUCCCGAAGGCUGUAGCUAGCAAAAAAAAACCCUUGCCCCAGCUUCUGCUCCUUCCAUGGACCCCUUAGGUUUGGCCCAGUCAUCUGGUCUACCGCAGGGAUAGGGGCACUCCUGUUGUCCACCAAAAGUCACUGGGCUACCGUCACCCCAGACCAUUGGCCAGAGCUCCAGACCUGGCCCAGCUCCUGAGCUGGUGCUUCGUCCACCCUCUGUCUCUGGAGUGCCGCUGGGCGCAGGGUCAUCACAGCAGUGGAUCCUUUUUGCAGCCAGAAAUGUUGCAAGUUUAGCAAGACACUCAGCCCUCCCACCCCGCAAGUACCAGCUAACUCAUUCCGAGUCUGGUUUUCUGCAAUUUUCUUCCAUAGGCAAGCACCCACAAAUGCCAGAGGCGCAAGCCCCCUUUAAAAACCGGGUGUGAGGCAGAGGGCCUUCUUGGUCGAGGCGUCUGCCCUCGCAUCGGAUGUCAAACAGAUAAUGAACUAUAUUAAUUUUAGAAGAUAUCUGGAGGCAGCCCUGUACAGGGAGGUUUUUAACGUUUGAGGCUUUAUUGUGUUUUUAAUAUUGUGCUGAGAGCCACCCAGAGUGACUGAGGCAAUCCAGGCAGAUGAGUGGCCUAUAAAUAAUAAAAGUAUUAUUAUUAAAAUAUUAUUACUUCAGCCAUGCUUGUCCAGCAGGAACUUCCCUUGAACAGGGACCUGAACAUCGUGGCUAAUCUCCACGGUCUUAUUGGGAAGACGAAGGGAAGGUCCGUAACUCAGUGGGCAGAGCAUCCAUUUUGCAUGCAGAAGAUUCAGCCUCCACCUGCAUCUUCAGGCUGGAGAGAAUAUCCCAGUCUUGAAAUCCUGGAGAGCCAUUGCUGCCGGUCAGUGCAAGCAGUACUGAGAUCGAUGGACCCAGGGGUCUGAGUCUAAGGCAGCUUCCUGUGUCCCUGCAGUGCUUUGCGAGGUGAUUCCCACUGUUCACCCCACCCCACCCUGGCCCCUUUUAUAGUUCCAGGAGGGGCAAAGUGGCAGGGUGAGGCUGGAAGCUUCCCAAGAGCACCCUUCCAUCUUAUUUUCAGGGAAUAGGGACGUGGAUUUCAGGCAGGCCAAUAGAAUGGGGGGCGGGAGAUUCAGCUGAUGGCGUCCCAUCAGCGGAAGCCCUGCCCAAGGGCUGGCACAAUGAGGCUUCCACCCCCCUCCUUUCCCCACGUUCCCCACCCUAAUUGGCUCUUGGAAGAGUUGUCAAGAGAACCCCCAGAACAGCGCAGAGGAGAGCAGGGAUUGUUCAGUGGGGCAAGUAAAUAUGCUUGCCCUGGGGGAAGUUUCUCCUUAAUAAGGCACUGGGAUUCCUCCCAUCACAUCUGUCUCCUCUCCCUUUUCCUCCCGUCUUUAUUUUUGAGUUUUCUCUGGGGUUGUGCGAUGUGGCAAUGAACUCCUGGCUUCCCCAAUUAAAACAGCUGUAGGAUUUUUAUUUUUUAAAAGUUCAUUGCCUUCGUAAUCCCAGCUGUGUUAACAUUAAUAAAGCCUCUGUCUCCUGCUAUUUUAUGUAUAUUUUAUCAAGCCUGCUGGCCGGCUCACAUUUUUAAUUUGCUUUUUAAUUUUUUAAUUAUUUUUUUUUAAAAACAACCUCCUCCUGGGAAUGUUUUUUUCUUUUUCUUUCUGUGCCAUUUGGGUGCAUUCUCUUUCCUACCAGGCCAGACGAGAGAAGGAAUUAUGAGGUUGUAUCCGAUGUUAUUUCUGCUCAGAGUACACCAACUGAAGUGACAGGAAUGACUGAAUGAGAUGCAUCAGUUUAAUAGGUCUGCUCUGAGCAGAAUCUAGUUGGCUAAGACCCCUAAAGGCUAAAGGAGGCGGCGGGGGGGAGAAACUUGAACCUUAGGAGCGGCCCCAGGAUGGGAGAGUGAAAUUAUGUCCAGCCUACACAGACAUACAGGCUUACUUCCUUCCUGGUGGAUAACCUGCAGAGUCCAGUACAGACCACCACCACCCAAACUUCCCUGGCUCAUUUUUUGCAGUUGGGAUAAACAGCUACCCCCUUCCUGCCGAUCUCAAGUGGCGCUUGCAAUCCCCAAACGGAAUAAUCAGCUGAAACUGGUACAAGAGAGGCUUGCUGGCUUUUCACCAGCUUGUACCAUCCACUGAGAUCCAGCUCCAAGGGCCUUCUGGCGGUUCCCUCAUUCUGAGACGUGAGGUUACAGGGAACCAGGCAGAGGGCCUUCUCGGUGGUGGCGCCUGCCCUGUGGAACGCCCUCACACCAGAUGUGAAGGAAAUAAGCAGCUAUCUUCUCUUAUUUAAAAGACAUCUGAAGGCAGCCCUGUUUAGGGAAGUUUUUAAUAUUUAAUGCUGUAUUGUUUUUAACACUCGAUUGGAAGCCGCCCAGAGUGGCUGGGGAAACUCGGCCAGAUGGGCGGGGUGUAAAUAAUAAAUUAUUAUUAUUAUUAUUAUUAUUAUUAUUAUUAUUAAUUUCGGGAGAAAGAGAAAAGCACUCAGGUGAUCUGGCCGGCCUGCUUACUCUCAAGAGUUUUAAGGAAAUGACUUUUUGGGAGGGGGGGUGGGAGAGCAGAAGCAAGUUUGCAUACAUUCUGACAUUAUGAUGCCAAACCUUCUGAAUUGUUCAUGCAGGGGUGCUUUUGAGCUCCGUGUGCAAUGGGUUGAUGCCUCAGAUGCCUCCCUCCGGCAGGGGUGAGAGGGGGGUGGGCUCCUGGUUUUGCUUACAGCAGGUGGGGGACCCUGUGGCCCUCCAGCUGUUGCUGGCCUCCAACUCCCAAGUUUCCAAGGGAAGGAUGGGAGCUGGUGCCCAGCAACAUCUGGGGAGGGGUGGCGAUGCCCCCACACCUGGCUUGCAGCAUGUCCUCCUCUUGGAUGCAGAGCUAGGGUGCCGGGGCCCCCAGAACCUGUGGCCUUGCUGCUUUGAGGCUGCUUCCUCUGGGGCCACCCAUUCUGUUGGUUUGCUCUCCAGGAUCAGGAAGCGAUGCAAAGAGUUUUAAAAUCAGGUACAGGGUUCCCUGCAGCCUGCCUCCUAACAAAAACUCCCGGUUUGCUGCUGAUGGGUAUGAAGAGGGCUCCUGGUGACCUGAUCCUUGUGGGGCAGAGCUGAGCCGAGCCACCCCAAGGGUGCCCCAGUGGUCACAGGCUCUGCUUCUGUCACUAGCCUAUCACUUCGUUGACCGUAUUGACCCCUUUGCGGCUCACGUCAAAUGUCUUCUUCUUUUCUCUCUCUCUCUUUGCCUGCAGGUGAAAAUCCUGACCGAGAGGGAGCUUCUCGCGGUGGCUUGUGAGCAGUUCUUGGGCAAGAACGUGCAGGACAUCAAGAAUGUGGUCCUCCAGACGCUGGAAGGGCACCUGCGCUCCAUCCUAGGUGGGGGGCGUGGCUGGGGGGGCGCCCUCUCUCGCUUCGCAUAAACGUCUGGAAAUAAGCGGCUGCAAGGAUUGGUGUUCCCAACACUGUUUCAGUAGCAUUUUUUUUGUCAAGGGCGAAAACAUACGUAAAAGUAACUGGGAUAUUAAAUGCAGUGUUACAUACAUUUAACUGCUUGGUCGCAUUCAAAAUGUCGUAAAUACACAGGUGGUGCUUUUAUUGUGUGAAGCUGACGGUUCUUUAAUCUGAGGCAAUGGCAGUCUUCAACUUAUUAUGGAAGAGUAAUGGAAGCUGUGGUUUCUACAGUUCUAGGCUGCAUCAACAGAGGUCUUGUGUCCAGGUCAAGGGAAGUCAUAGUACCCCUCUAUUCUGCCUUGGUCAGACCACACCUGAGGUACUGUGUCCAGUUCUGGGCACCACAAUUUAAGAAGGAUGUUGACAGACUGGAAGGUGGGCAGAGGAGGGCAACCAGGAUGAUCAAGGGCCUGUAAACCAAGCCUGAUGAGGAGCAGUUGAGGGAGUUGGGUAUGUUUAAACUGGGAAAGAGGAGGUGGAGAGGAGACAGGAUGGCCAUCUUCCAAUAUCUGAAGGGCUGUCCCAUGGAAGAGUGAGCAAGAUUGUUUUCCCCUGCUCUGGAAGGUAAGACUCGGACCAAUGGAUUCAAGUUACAAGAAAGGAGAUUCCCACUAAACAUCAGGAAGAACUUUCUGAUGAUAAGAGCUGUUCACACUGGAAUGAAUUCCCCCUGCAAGUUUCCUUAAUUGGAGGUUUUUAAGCAGAGAUUAGAUGGCCACCUGUCACGGAUGCUUUGAGAUUCCUGCCUUGGGGCUGGACUAGAUGACCCUUGGGGUCCCUGAGCCAAUUCUACAAUUCUACCGACUCUACAGGAGUAUCCCUAUUUUCCAGUUGUAAAUAAUUUUUUAGAUAUAUUUAGUGAGUUUUAUCAAGCGUUCGCACAUUGUAGAGCAUGUUGGAACGAUGUUUUUGGGUUUUCCGUGCUUUGUUGCUUAUUGAUUAUGUCAGGGCAUUGUGAUUGCUUGCAACUUAGGUAAGGAAUGUUUUUCAUUACCUUCCAAUUCCUUUUACAUACGAUUCCCCUGGACAUAAUAAAAAAAGUACUGUUGAAUUGCAGUCCUUUCGACUUCAGUGUGCAUGUGGCUGUCUGAGAAGAGCUAGCUAAACUCUUUGCUCCUUGGGUAGCAUAACCAUUGACUCCAUCUGCGCUAUUAUAUGUUUAAAGCAGCAUUGCACCCCUUUAAACGUUCAUGGCGCCCCCCAAAGAACUCUGGGAGCUGCAGUCUGUUCAGGGUGCUGAGAGUUGUUAGGAGACCCCUGUUCACCUCCCGCAGCUGCAAUGCCCAGAGUGGUUUAACAAUCAAUCCUUCCCAGGGAAUGCUGGGGAUGGUAGUUCUUUGAGGAGCAUAAGGUUCUUGGGAACAACUCUGAGCACCCUUAAUAAAUUACACAUCCCAAGAUCUUUAGCGAGCAAGCCAUGACUGUUCGAAGCAGUACAAUGGCUGGUUUAGAUGUUUAGUGCAGAUGGGACCUUUCCUUCUGCUCACUUGGCUUGGCAGAAGCACAUGCCGUAUGGGCGUCUCCUGGACUCCCUCCUUCGUAGCCACUUUGCCUCCGUCGUGCCAGCCACCAUCUUGUCUUCUGCCUCCCCCUUCUGCAGGGACCUUGACCGUCGAGCAGAUCUACCAGGACAGGGACCAAUUUGCCAAGCUCGUGCGGGAAGUGGCGGCUCCUGAUGUGGGCCGGAUGGGCAUCGAGAUCCUGAGUUUCACUAUCAAGGUACGAGCCGCGUCCCUUUUUGAAUUAGCCCUCACUGCCUCCUGUGGGAAGGAGUUCCGCAGUCUAACUCUGCGCUGCGUGAAGAAGUGCUUCCUUUUAUCUGCUCUGACCCUCCAACCUGCAGCUUCGUUGGAGGCCCAUGGGUUCUAGGAUUAUGAGAGAGGGAGGAAAACCUCCAUCCAAUGUCUCCAUGCCAGACAUCAUUUUAUAUGCCUCUCGUCAUGUCUGAUCAUCCGUUUCAAUACCCCAGAAAGGCCUUUGUUGCUUAGUGGAUUAUUCAAAUACAUAGGAAGCUGCCGUACACAGAGUCAGACCAUCUAGCUCAGUGCUGCCUGCACUAACUGGCAGCAGCAGCUGUCCAAGGGGUCUCUCCCAGCGCUACUCUGAGAUGCCAUUAGGGAUUGAACCCAGGGCCUUCUGCAUGCUACACAGGGGCUCGGACGCUGAACUACGGCCCUUUACCUUGGAGAGGCAGGGAAGUUCCCUGUCUGCAUUCCUGUCCGCUGAGCUACGUCUCUCUCUCUCUCUCUCAUGUUUCCUGAAUGGAGCAAUUUCUCUCCUCCCCACGCAGGAUGUCUACGAUAAAGUCAGCUACCUGAGCUCACUAGGGAAGACCCAGACCGCCGUGGUGCAGAGAGACGCCGACAUUGGGGUGGCCGAGGCAGAGCGAGACGCCGGCAUCCGGGUACGUCAAAUGGCGCAGGAGGAGAGGAGAAGCCCGUCUUAUUCUCCUGCCCAGGCUCCAGCGUCACUCUGAGCGUGGUCAGCUGACCUCUGCCUUCUGACUGUUUUCCUCCUGCAGGAGGCAGAAUACAAGAGAGAAAUGCUGGAUGUGAAGUUCAUGGCAGACACCAAGGUGGCCGACUCGAAGCGUGCCUUCGAAAUGCAGAAAGCCGCCUUCAGCCAAGAGAUCAACAUAAAGGUGCGUGGAGAGGGUUGGGACUCAGAGGAGCAUUUUGGGGCUUCGGUAGAAAGGACUUUCUAACUUCUGGGGUGGGUAGGUGUAGGAGCCAGAGUGUUCACCAACCACCACGGUGUUUGAGAAAUUGGUUUGUCUGAGAUGGCUCCGCACGGCUGCUGCCUGCCCACAGCAGAGACACAAUACUGGGUGGUGUGCAGGCAGGAUAAAAAUUGGCAAGUGGUUUCCGUGACAAAAGGGAAGAAUAAAUAGGUUGUGGAGCGGAGACCUGGGAGAGGAGGCUAGUUGAGUUCCAGGCCCCAAGUUCCAAGUGUUAAUAUUAGUAUAUAAAGCCUUUAACAGCUUGAGACCAGCUUACCUGUGAAAUCACCCUUUCCCAUAUGCACCCACUCAACCUGCUUUGAUCGGUGGAACUGACUCUGUUACAGGCACUCUGUAUUCCCUGUUCUGCAUUUGUAAGAACUCGAUCUUUUAGUGGGGCAGCACCUACACUUUGGAACUCCCUGCCUAUUGAUACCAGGCAGGCAAGGAGUCUUCAGGCCCCUGCUACGAAUUCUUGUUUUGACAAGCCUGCACUGACGUUUAGACACCUGAUGCAAGUUCUAAUCUGCUUUUAGUCUAUAGUCCAUUGCAACUUGAAAGUCUUGAGUUAUUGUGGUUAAUUCUUUUUAUUGAUAAUUUAUUGAGGUUGUUGUUUUUCACAGUCAAGUGACAUAUAAGUUAAAGUGAAUUUACAAUUUGCAGAGAGGGGGUGAGGACAUCGUCACACAAGGACAGGGGAAUGUAGGAUGCUGGUGUAACCCAGCCCUGAGCCUCAGAGUGACGUAUAGGGCUCAUCAGGAUGAUGUGGGGGCUUUUUGUCAAUUGCAGGCCGUGUAACCUCCUUGUGGCCCCUUCCCCAUCUCUUUGCAGACGGCGCAGGCCCAGCUGGCGUACGAGCUGCAAGGAGCCAAAGAGCAGCAGAAGAUCCGCCAAGAGGAGAUCGAGAUUGAGGUCGUGCAGCGCCGGAAGCAGAUAGACGUUGAGGAACAGGAGGUCAUCCGCAUGGACAAGGAGCUCAUCGCCACUGUCAAGUUGCCAGCGGAAGCAGAGGCGCACCGCAUGCAGGAGAUUGCCGAGGGAGAGAAGUGAGUGGGGGUGCAGGGUGGGAUUUCCCUUCCUCAGGGGGCCUUGCGCAGCCAGAGGGGCCUGGGGAUGUGUCCCCAAGUAAAGCUUCCCAUGGACCCCCCUGUGAGAACUUUUGCUGUGUGGAGGGUUUGGAAAGCCCCUGCUCUGAGCCACCGCUGGAGGAGGCGUCCCACUCUUAGGCCUUGUGUGCCCCACAUCCUAGGGGGAAGACUCAGACAAAGCUCUCUCCCUCUCAAGGGUGAAGCAGGUGCUGAUCGCUCGGGCCGAAGGGGAGAAGAUCCGCAAGAUCGGAGAGGCGGAGGCCCUGGUGAUCGAGGCCAUUGGCAAAGCGGAGGCUGAGAAGAUGAAGCUCAAGGCAGAGGCCUACCAGCAGUAUGGGGAGGCAGCCAAGAUGGCCUUGGUCCUGGACGCCCUGCCCCAGGUGAGGAGGCUGAUGGGGAUGGGGGGCGGAGAGAGAGAGAGCUGCCUGCCUCUCUCCCCCUGGGGUCUGCGCCUGGAUCCUGACACACUGCCUUCUCUCUCUCUCUCUCUGUCCCUCUCAGAUUGCUGCCAAGGUGGCCGCACCUCUCUCAAAGGUGGAUGAAAUCGUCAUCCUCAGCGGGGAAAACAACAAGAUGACUACGGAUGUGAACCGGCUGCUGGCUGAGCUCCCUGCGUCCGUCCAUGCCCUCACAGGGGUCGACCUCUCCAAGGUGAGGUGGGCAGGGCAGACAGGAACAGUCUGCCUGCCCUUUGAAAUAUAUAUACUUUAAAUGCUGCUUUAAUUACUGCUUCUUUUCUUAACUGGAGCUCACAGCAGAUGGGCCAUUGGCCUGAUCCAGCAGGCUCUUCUUUCUUCAAUACCAGAACUCAUUGGAGACACUGGUGAAGCUGAAUGAUGGGGGUUCAGGAGGGACAAAAGGGAGUCCUCAUUCUCACAGCAUAUACUUGAACAAUGGCAUUGACGGCCACACAACAUCCAGUGUUAGUGGUCCAAACGAGUGGGUUUAUUUUUAUUAUUGAAUUAAUUUCUAUACUGCCCUUCAUCUGAGGAUCAUAGGGCAGUUUAUAAGAUAAAAACAUCAAAAUACGUAGUAUAGUAACAAACAGAAAUAAUAAUUGCCCCACCACACGAAGGAAUGUUCUUGCCUGGCACCUAAAGAUAUGGAACAAGGGCAACAGGUGAGCGGAUUAAGGAAUUGUCUUGGAGGAUAUGGCUGUUGGGCUACCAGCCACAAUGCCCCUGUGGCAGUGUUGGAGACAGUACAGGUGAAACUCGAAAAAUUAGAAUAUCGUGGAAAAGUUCGUUUAUUUCAGUAAUUCAGCUUAAAAGGUGAAACUAAUAUAUGAGAUAGACUCAUGACAUGCAAAGCGAGAUAUGUCAAGCCUUUAUUUGUUAUAAUUGUGAUGAUUAUGGCGUACAGCUGAUGAAAACCCCAAAUUAACAAUCUCAGAAAAUUAGAUUAUUGUGAAAAGCUACAGUAGCUAUUCAGUCCAUAACACCUGCAAUGGGUUCCUGAGCCUUUAAAUGGUUUCUCAUAGAAUCAUAGAGUUGGAAGAGACCACAAGGGCCAUCGAGUCCAACCCCCUGCCAAGCAGGAAACACCAUCAGAGCACUCCUGACAUAUGGUUGUCAAGCCUCUGCUUAAAGACCUCCAAAGAAGGAGACUCCACCACACUCCUUGGCAGCAAAUUCCACUGUCGAACAGCUCUUACUGUCAGGAAGUUCUUCCUAAUGUUUAGGUGGAAUCUUCUUUCUUGUAGUUUGGAUCCAUUGCUCCGGGUCCGCUUCUCUGGAGCAGCAGAAAACAACCUUUCUCCCUCCUCUAUGUGACAUCCUUUUAUAUAUUUGAACAUGGCUAUCAUAUCACUCCUUAACCUCCUCUUCUCCAGGCUAAACAUGCCCAGCUCCCUUAGCCGUUCCUCAUAAGGCAUCGUUUCCAGGCCUUUGACCAUUUUGGUUGCCCUCCUCUGGACACGUUCCAGUUUGUCAGUGUCCUUCUUGAACUGUGGUGCCCAGAACUGGACACAGUACUCCAGGUGAGGGCUGACCAGAGCAGAAUACAGUGGCACUAUUACUUCCCUUGAUCUAGAUGCUAUACUCCUAUUGAUGAGGCCCAGAAUUGCAUUGGCUUUUUUAGCUGCCGCGUCACACUGUUGGCUCAUGUCAAGUUUGUGGUCAACCAAGACUCCUAGACUCCUUUCACAUGUACUGCUCUCAAGCCAGGUGUCACCCAUCUUGUAUUUGUGCCUCUCAUCUUUUCGCCCAAGUGCAAUACUUUACAUUUCUCCCUGUUAAAAUUCAUCUUGUUUGUUUUUGCCCAGUUCUCUAAUCUGUCAAGGUCGUUUUGAAGUGUGAUCCUGUCCUCUGGGGUGUUAGCCACCCCUCCCAGUUUGGUGUCAUCUGCAAAUUUGAUCAGGAUGCCCUUGAGUCCAUCAUCCAAGUCGUUGAUAAAGAUGUUGAAUAAGACCGGGCCCAAGACAGAACCCUGUGGCACCCCACUAGUCACUCUCAGUCGGGUUCAGUAGGAAGCACAAUCAUGGGGAAGGCUGCUGACCUGACAGUUGUGCAGAAAGCCAUCAUUGAGACCCUCCAUAAGGAGGGAAAGCCUCAAAAGGUAAUUGCAGAAGAAGUUGGAUGCUCCCAAAGUGCUGUAUCGAAGCACAUUAAUGGAAAGUUAUGCGGAAGGGAAAAGUGUGGAAGAACAAGUUUCACCUGUAAAUGCCCCUGAAUGCCCGUUCCUGGGAACUGCAAGGGGGAGAGUGUUGCUGUUGCACUCGGGUCCAGCUUAGCUGUUUCCUACAAUGGGCAUCUGUUGGCCCCUGUGAGAACAGGAAGUUGGACCAGGCAGGGCCCCUUUUGGUCUGAUCCAGCAGUCUCUUCUGAUGUUAUAUGCAUUUGGAUACAUCUUAAGCUUCCACAACCAGAUGGUUCCCAAGCUUAAGGAGUAGUUUUUUACCUACAUUUGGGUGCCAUUUUGAAUUCCCCAGUGACGCUGAGUCCAGGCUGCUGAUGAGUUCCAGGCCCAAUUAAAGCCUUAAACUGUCAGGACUGCAAUAUCUCUCCCCUUAUGAACUGACCCAGAUCCUGCAAUUGUCCUCGGAGGCCCUUCUUUUUGUGCCUCCUCUGCAAGGUGUCCGGAGGGUGGCAACACGAGAACGGGGCCUUUUCUGCGGUGGCUCCCCGUUUGUGAGAUGCUCUCCCCAGGGAGGCUCCCCUGGCACCUUCAUUAUACACCUUUAGCUGUCAGGCAAAAACAUUCCUUUUCAACCAGGUCUUGGGCUGAUUAAUAUUCGACAGCCUUUUAAAUGUGUGGGGCUUGGGGAGGGGGGCUUGUUCCUAUUUUGUCGUUUCUGUUUUAACUAUUUAUUUGUGCUUUUGUCCUGAGAACCUUUGAGGAAGGGUAGCAUAUAAACAAGUAAGAAGCUACGGGAAGGAGGAAACUGUCCUUGACAGUCUUUGUCCCGCCCUCUCUUCUCCCUCGCAGAUCCCGCUCAUUCAGAAAGCGACCGGAGCCCAGGCCUGAGAGGAGGCCAGCUGGUGAAGAGCCCCCCUCUCCUUCCAUUUAUGCACUUCCCACCGACUGCCGCAAACACUGCGAGCUCCUCUUCAUCCGUGGAGACGGUGGGGGCUACUCUCGGGUGCCUUAUAUCUUUUUCGGGGGAUCUGAGUGGGGCGCGUCCCCGCUAGUCCUUGGAUUUCCAAGAGAGGUUUCCUUCUUUUGUAACCCCCCCAGCCCCGCUCUGUGUCAUGCUAGCCAACACUUUCUCCCCUCUCUUGUCUGUGCUCUUGCAAAGUCUGUGCCUUGACCGACCGCUGCGCCAUUCUUGGGGCAGGGAGGACGCACCCCCAAAUUGGGAGGAGGCUCGACGCUGGGCCCUGCUGCCCCAGUUGAGGAGAACGUCCCCCUUCCAUAUGCUUUUGUGCUGCGGAGGGGACACGGCCCUUCAAGGCGCUGAUGGGGGGCGUCCCUGGCCACUGCCCCUCUUGGUGCCAAUGGCGGAUUGAGAUUGAGCCAUAUCUGCCAGUGGGGUGCCCUGCGGUCCCUGUGCUCUUGGAGCUCCAAAGGGGGCAGGCGGCGGAGGGUGUGGAGGCCGCCAUAUUGUUACACGCCCGCUCAGCCCAACCCCUUGCCGGGACCUCAAGCCGUGGGCACCCGGCGGGCGUCCCCGCAGCCCAGGGCCAAAUCAAUGCCACGACCUCUCGUUCCGCAAAUGCCAUGAACAUAUCUUGCUCGCCAUCAGUCCGAAUACACACACAACACACACAGUGCCUGAUUUCUUCGGUGGUCCAUCACGCCUGCCCUGCAUCCACAGUUGGCAGGAACCUCAAGAACCCCUCUGGGCAUCCUGCCUUCUGCUCCCGUGUCUUGCAGAUGCCCGCCAGGCCGUGGUCAGCCUGCUUAUGCUCCCCGGGGCUCCUUCACCCACCCACCCCUCCAGAACUAGGAAGGGGGAGGAAAGGCGCGCGAGACUCUGGCAAACUGCUUGUCUGCUUUCUUCCUGAACCGUGGGAGAGGGGAGCCGGUCUUGUAUCCUAAGCUGGGAAUUCCCAAGCAGUCCCUCCCUGCCCCACUGGCGAGAGGCCCUGGAGCCCCUUGCCUGGCAUUCCCCCGGGGUUGGCAGUGCCCUGCGUGCACCUGCCUUCUGCGCCUCCUGUCUCGCAAAACGCAGACCCCUCUCUUUCCCCGCUCCUCUGUGCCGUAGAGAUCCCCUUCUCCCUUUGCAAUUUGCUACACGGUGCCCCCACCCUCCAGAUACAAACAUGGCUCCAUGACAGUUUGGGGGAGGUGCAGGAGGGCAGUGGAAGGCUCUCCCCCCCCCCCCCGCAGGGUUUCUAUGCACCUUCCUCCUCCCCAGUCUGUACUGUUCACACAAACGUCUGUACUGUUUAUUAUUCUUACAUGUGAAGCGUGCCUGUUUGCUCUCCGCAUGCGGGGGGGGGGGUAUCCCAGCCAUGCUUUCUUGCAAUUGCCUCCUGUGCAGGCUGCUGCUGCUGCUGCAUUUCAGAGCCCCCCCCCCUCACUUUCUAUUCCCCAGCUAAGUACUGUGAAGGAGGUGGGAGGGUGCCAAGUUCUUUAUUUUUAUUUUAUUUUGAGCAGGAUCUGGGUUUGUGCCGCCAAAGGUUUAGUGGGGGGAGGCAGCAGAGGGCUUAUUCCGGGGGGGGGGCGUUUCUGGAAGCUUGGGUGGAAGUGAGGGGCUCUUUGGGGCCCAAGCAUGUUUCCCUCACCCCCCACCACACACACAAAGACCUGGGUGGUGCCCCUCUACCAGCUUUCAGGGAGAGAGCACUGGAUUCCUGUCCCCAUUUUACCUUCCCUCUUCUCCCCCCCCCCACGUCGCCUGCUCUCCUGCCCCCCCCCCCCACGCCACGCGUUCUCUGCAUGGAUAUGUGGUGCAUGACCGCCUGUGCCAGGAUUCGCCGGGGGCCCCGUGUGCAUCCCAAGUGUGAAAUAAUGUACAAUAAAAAGUUAUUGUGACCUCACCAGGC
Messenger RNA from Podarcis lilfordi (Lilford's wall lizard), 31932 nucleotides. The record is from the annotation of a GenBank genome assembly. NCBI's taxonomy places the organism in Eukaryota, Metazoa, Chordata, Lepidosauria, Squamata, Lacertidae.